UGUUAAGAACCAGGGACAUAGAGCAUAAUAUACUAAGAAGUCUUAUUACUCUGUACUGAAAAACAUUAUUUUCUGACUGUCGCCCUCUACAGAAAACUUCAGGCUACGUCAUCGUACGCAUGGAUGAGUUUCAUGGUCAGCGUGGAAAAAGUAAACAAUGGAUGUGGAAUUCUCCAAAUCUUCCAAAAUUAUGGCAUUGGAAGAACCCCAGUUUGCUAGUCAUACCUUAUUGGUCGACCUGAGUAAGGGGUUAGAAAACGUUCCAGUUAAAAUCCCUGCUGAUUUAUAUCAUACAAGUGCUAUGGAUUUUGAGUACACUGUUGAAAAUGUAAGUGGACCAGGUUGCCAACAAGAUCCUUCCGAAUUGACCCUAGGUGGAUGCGACUGUGGUGUGUUAUCCUGUGGCCUGCACUGUUCAUGUGUUCAGAAUUUUGGACAGAAUUUUGAUGACGACAGUUGUCUUCUAGAAAUAACUUUAAACUCUGCUUCUCUGUAUGUAAAACCGACUUUUGAGUGCAAUGGAUCUUGUCGUUGCGGAGACAUUUGCAAGAAUCGUGUUGUUCAAAAUGGUAUCAAUAUACCACUUCUUGUUUUUAAGACAAAGAGUAAAGGUUUGGGUUUGAGGGCGCUGGAGACCAUCCGGAAGGGGCAGUUCGUGUGCGAGUAUGCAGGAGAAAUCCUCGGCAGGUCCGAGGCUAAAUUAAGAACUGAUGCAAAAUCCAUUGAAGAAAUGAAUUAUCUUCUGGUUCUGAAAGAGCAUGCUGGAAAAGAUAUGACAGUAACAUACAUAGACCCAACAAACUUCGGCAAUGUUGGACGGUUCAUUAACCACUCGUGUAAUCCAAAUUUGGAAGUGAUUCCGGUUCGAGUGAAUAAUGAGACACCAAGGGCUGCUCUGUUUGCCAGACGUGACAUUGCUGUCGGAGAAGAACUUUGUUAUAGUUAUCAUGGAGAUUUAAAAUUGACACAAGACAUAUCAACAAAUUCAAAACCAUGUUUUUGUGAUAGUGACAAAUGUAGAAAAUAUCUGCCCCAUAAUUUAUUUGCAUUUUGAAGAUGUUUUAAUUAAAUAUGAAAAAAUUAUAUUUGUGUUAUUACAAAAAUAUUUAAUAAGAUACUGUAGUUUGUCAAAUUUAAAUUAUUCUAGUAUUUUAUAUGAGAUGUUAUAAAUUCUAUAGAUUAUAUAUAUUAAAUAUUAUAUUAUCGAUUAUUUAGAAUCUAUAGAUUAUUAGAUAGAUUAAAUAAAAAAAAAAGGUUUAAUGACUGUCCAGUGGCGAUCCAAUUAAUUGCAUUCUAUACAGGCAUGUCUCAUGGCUACAUCAGCACACCACAGCCAAUGACAUAAUGCUUGCAGACACUCAUUAAUUUUAAAACCAGGGGCCUUGGUCCAUUUUAAAAGCUAUUAGCAAUAUUAAAUGUUUUUUUGGGGGGGGGGGGAAAUGUUCUAAGUGCCCCUAUUUUAGAACAUAUGUGUCUAUUAGACUAAGAGACCGAAAUGGAAAGAUAUUAUUCUUUGAUUUUAUUGGCUUAUACUGUAAUAAGUAGGCCUAUACUGUACGUUCAUGUAUACACAGAAUUCAUGUUACAAACUUGUGGGUAGUAACUUAGAUUAAACAAACCCCUGUUCCAAGCCCUGUCCAGACUUGCAAAUUUUAUUUGACAAAAAAACAUGCAAGAUGCCUAAAUAUGGCCAUGAUGACAUCAUAUCAUGACCAUAUAUAGGCACAUCAUGACUAUAUAUGGGCAUAAAACAGUUUUUUCAAAUAAAAUUUGAUAGUCAAGACAAGACUUUAUGCCACUAACUACAGCCAAUCACAGAUAUAAAUUGCUCAUGAUUUUUACUUUUUCAACAGGCAUUGAAAAAUAAGGGCUCUCUUUGGUCAUGUGAACUUGUUUCAAAUGCCACUGUGAUUUUCAAAAUAUAUGGUGCAUAUAAAUGAUUUUAUUUAUCAAAAAAAUAUAUCCUUUGAUUCAUAAGUGUCUCAUAAAAGUAUACUACACUUACACUUGAAAAGCCUCUAUUCAUUAUGAUUUGAAAACAAAAUGAAUCUUAUUGCACCUUAAAUAGUAGUAGUCCCACAUAUAAUUAUUGCCUCUCAAAUUUGGGAUUUACUCAUGGAAUUAGUUUCCAUGACAACAUAUGAAAAAUGAGCUAGAUAAUAUUAAGCAGUUCACACUGGCAUCAUAGCAGCAUAUGGGAUUAUUAAAAUUAAGGAAAAUGUUUGUACUAGCACUUUUGCAUACCAUAAGCAACAAAAUUCCAAAUAACAUUUAAAAAAAUUAUUUCUCAUUUAGCUAUAUUUAAGAAAGAAUUAGCAAUUAAAAAUGUAAAAUUUUAAAAAGGCAUUUUUGCUUUUGAUUCUAAACUAAUGCAAUUCAAUCGACAACUGUGGCAAGACAAGUAUUAAAGUGAGCUUUUAAUUAUAAAAUAAAAAAAAAAUUAAUUAAAUAUAGCAAUACUUUGAAUAAUACAGUAUUAUCUUAAUCAACAUAUACAUUUCUAAUGCCAUGAUUUACCUACUAACAUUGUGUUUUCCUGUAAUAUAUCUUAUAUUAGCCCUUGGUGUAUAAUAAACUAUAUCAAACUAUAUAACUAGUUUUAAUUAACAUUUACCAUUUUUUAUUAACAUUUUUUGUUCAUAAUCAUUUAAAUUAUGUAUCAACACUUUUUUGACAACUUAAUUCCAUUCAUUAGUAGAACUUGCUACUUAGAUUUAUUUGUAAGCUGUAAUAAAUAAAUAAAUAUGUUUGUUUAACCACAUUAAGCUACGUGCAUGGACUAUCAAUGAUAGUCCAGUAAUUCAUACUGUUAAAAAAAUCUGACGUACAAGGUGAAGAAAAAUUUGGUGGAAUAUCAAUUUAAAAACUUGCUAAAAAAUUAAUAUAAAAUAUUAUUAACAUAACUUGCUUCAAUAAGCCCAAAAUUUGACCAGAAGAAAUAAAAUUCCAAGAUGGUGUUAUCCAUAAUAAAACAAAUGGUUGGUGAAAGUGCCAAGUAAAUUUUUUAGUAAUUGGCCGGCAAGACAAAACUGGUUUGAUCACAAUCACAAAAUAAAACUGUUUUUGUAAGAGAUUGUAAAUUCAAUUUUUCCAGAAGUGUUUACCAUUAAGGUGGUCUUAUAUUUGAGGUUAGGCUUAUACUAGGUGUAAAA
Molecule: messenger RNA, 3152 nt
Organism: Anneissia japonica
Lineage: Eukaryota; Metazoa; Echinodermata; Crinoidea; Comatulida; Comatulidae
Product: histone-lysine N-methyltransferase SETMAR-like
Exons: 2
Coding region: 158-1054 (298 amino acids)
Cellular component (GO): nucleus
Molecular function (GO): zinc ion binding; protein binding; histone H3K9 methyltransferase activity
Source: RefSeq, a predicted model, not a curated record